AGAGCAUCCACAAGCUGAAGGAGAAAGCCAAGAAGCGGAAAGGCCGAGGCUUCGGCUCAGAGGAGGGCUCGCGGGCCCGCGUUCGCGAGGACUACGACAGCGUGGAGCAGGAUGGGGAUGAGCCGGGCCCACAGAGGUCGGUGGAGGGCUGGAUUCUCUUCGUCACGGGGGUUCACGAGGAGGCGACGGAAGAAGACAUCCACGACAAAUUUGCGGAGUACGGCGAGAUAAAAAACAUCCACCUCAACCUCGACAGACGGACGGGCUACCUGAAGGGAUAUACUCUGGUCGAGUACGAAACCUAUAAAGAGGCGCAGGCGGCCAUGGAGGGGCUGAACGGCCAGGAGCUGAUGGGGCAGCCCAUCAGCGUGGAUUGGUGCUUCGUGAGAGGGCCCCCGAAAGGAAAGAGAAGGGGCGGGCGCCGACGGAGCAGGAGUCCGGACAGGAGGCGCCGAUGA
Molecule: messenger RNA, 458 nt
Organism: Cariama cristata (Red-legged seriema)
Lineage: Eukaryota; Metazoa; Chordata; Aves; Cariamiformes; Cariamidae
Gene: RBM8A
Product: RNA binding motif protein 8A
Exons: 5
Biological process (GO): RNA splicing
Cellular component (GO): cytoplasm; exon-exon junction complex; nucleus
Molecular function (GO): mRNA binding
Source: RefSeq, a predicted model, not a curated record